Messenger RNA from Pogona vitticeps (central bearded dragon), 3082 nucleotides. Lineage: Eukaryota; Metazoa; Chordata; Lepidosauria; Squamata; Agamidae. The record is from RefSeq and is a predicted model, not a curated record.
UUUCUGCACACUGAAAAGAAUAGAAGAGUUUUCCAGAAUUUCAUCUAAUCUUACACCCUAGCCUACAACAAAGUUCCUGUGCUGAAAACCAGAAAAAGAAAUCAAACACAGUUACAAGAGGAGGGAUAUUUGGCUAAGCAAUAUUACAAACGGAGAAGAAUUAGCCACUCGAAGCAAUGGUUGAUAACAUCAAGGAAGAAACAUAAAGAACUGUGGUCAGUGUGACACUUUGUUGUACUGAAAAUUGGGAACAAGUAUCUGAAACCCCUGAAUAACCAAACUGUCAACCUGGUAGUUGAGUAAAUGGCUAACCUUCCACCUGGGAUUCAUCUCCUCACUUCAUUUACUAGAGACCAGUGGUACAGAGCUUUCACCUUUGUCUUGACUUUUACACUGUAUGUUAGUUUCCACUUGUCACGGAAGCCCAUCAGUAUCGUUAAGGGAGAACUGCAUAAGCACUGUACUACCUCACACGUUAUUGACAAAGAACAUGCCAUCCAGAUUCAGCCUAUUAAGAGGUUAUCUAAUGAGUCACACUGCGGCUGGGAGCCAUUUGGUGACAAGAAUAGCACAGAGUACGGCAUGGGGUUUGUUUAAUAUGGAUUAAAAAUAAAUCUCUCUCUUGCCUUAUUCCAAAGUGGCGUAAUAGGAGAGCGUUUGCCUAUCCGAUAUUAUCUCACAGGAGGAAUGUUUGCCAGUGGACUCUUCACUGCAAUGUUUGGGUUUGGCUAUUUCUACAACAUACACAGUCUGUGGUUCUACAUUGUGGCUCAGAUAGCUAACGGUUUUGUGCAAACCACUGGCUGGCCGAGUGUGGUUACCUGCAUUGGCAACUGGUUUGGGAAAGGAAGGAGAGGACUGAUAAUGGGAUUGUGGAACUCUCAUACUUCAGUAGGGAAUAUUUUGGGAUCUUUAAUAGCUGGCUACUGGGUGUCUACUUGCUGGGGUCUGUCGUUCAUUGUGCCUGGCAUUAUAAUAUCUCUAAUGGGGAUCGUCUGUUUCCUGUUUCUUAUUGAACAUCCUAAGGAUGUGAACUGUGCAAGUACAUUGUCAUCCAGUGAUUCAAAAAGUUAUUUGAAUGGGUCAAAUAGAUUCAUCGUUCUGAAACCAAAAUUAAUAACUAUGAAAACAAGCACAUAUGAGGAUCCAGAGAUGCACUGCCUGCUACCUGACAAUGAGAACUGCACAAAACCACUGCAUCAUAACAAUGAAAUAUUGGAGGGACUUGAAAAAGGAAAGUCUGCUAUAAGUUUCAGUGGAGCUUUGCGAAUACCUGGAGUGGUAGAAUUCUCUCUCUGCCUGCUAUUUGCUAAACUGGUCAGCUAUACAUUUCUUUUUUGGCUUCCACUAUACAUCACAAACGUAGAGCAUCUUGAUGCCAAGAAAGCAGGUGAUCUUUCCACACUAUUUGAUGUUGGAGGAAUCUUUGGUGGAAUUUUGGCAGGUAUAAUUUCAGAUCGACUGAAAAAGAGGGCUACAACAUGUGGCAUGAUGCUAUUGAUUGCUGCCCCCACACUGUAUUUGUUCUCUGCAAUCAGUAAGAUGGGCUUUGAAGCCACCAUAGUUAUGCUGCUCAUCUGUGGAGCUCUUGUAAACGGCCCUUAUGCAUUGAUCACAACAGCUGUCUCGGCUGACUUGGGUACCCAUAAAAGCCUUAAGGGAAAUGCAAGAGCCCUAUCUACUGUUACAGCCAUCAUAGAUGGAACAGGUUCUGUUGGUGCUGCUCUGGGGCCUUUGUUGGCAGGUCUUCUCUCCCCCUCUGGGUGGAAUAAUGUCUUUUAUAUGCUGAUGAUAGCAGAUGCCUGUGCCUUAUUAUUUUUGCUUCGCCUUAUACGAAAAGAACUUCAGUGCAGUCUGGAUCAGACACUGUUUAAAGAACACUGAAUAUCUGGCAAGGAGUAAAGACUGUGGUUAUGAGAUCUGAAAUAAUUAAAGACGUCGCCUGUGGUCCAGAAAGCCUAUUCCCUCCCAUUGCUUAACAAUAAAGUUAGCAGUGGGAGUGGGAGAUUCAUAUUGCACAUGUUUCUCUGGAUCCUUGUCUUUGUGAAAAUACCUGCCUGCGUUUGAAUUAAAGUUCCUGAAAUGCCUUGCCCAGUUAUGCGAAGAAGGCUUAGAAAUUCAACACUCUCUUAGCUCAUUUUAUUUUGCACAUGAACUGUUAUCUCAGGAAGGUGAAUGUCCUCAAAGAAAGAAGCUGCUAGCUAUUUUAUGGCAGAAAUUGAGCCAAAGAUAUUGUGCCUUUGUAUUCAGAUUUUCUUAAGCAAAUUUAUGCCACAUAGUUCAUUUUAUUUUUUUAAUAGAAUGCAAACAGAUCAGAAGCCAAAAGGAGGUAAGAAAAGUAAUUUACUUUGGAUCGUUGUUCAUAGUAGGUUAUGAAGAACUGAUAAAAUGCUGAGCAAAGUGUCUUUCACAUUAUGUCUACUUUUGCCAGAAUCUACUGUGAUAGAAGUAUGUGCUACUGAUUUUGUUAAAAGAAAGCACGUUGUCCCUGUUAUUGCUGCUAGUAACUCAAUUUUCACACUGUACAGCUGCAAUGUCCUCUGCUAGUUCAAAAGCCAUCAGUUGCACACUCACAAAGCCAUCCUGUUGCUUUCUCUCUCUCUUUUUCCCACCUAAAUAUUUUUCCCAUGCUGGCUAUCUCUUUUUUCCUCCCCCCAUACGAUGCAGUACACACCCCAGCACUUGGCCUAGAACUCAUUAGAUACUUAAAUAUUUUAUUUAGAUGAAUAGUCCCAGAAUCCUCCAGCAAACAUGGCUGGUCCAAAUACAACUGAUCCAAUGAUUUACAUUGGGAUAGAAAUAGCAAGAGAAAUUUAGACAGCCACCUGGCAGAUCUGCUUUGCUUUGUAUUCUUGCAUUGAGGAGGGGGUUGGACUCGAUGGCCUUAUAGGCCCCUUCCAACUUCAUGAUUUUAUGAUAAGCAUCCAUGCAAAAAUGUUGUUUCUAGCUUGCACUGUUUUGAUAAGAGGAUGACAAAGAUGUUCCAUAAAACGUUUUUACGAGACAUAUUUUAUGUGCAGAGGCUUUAGUAGUAUUCAGUAUGCAUAUUGCUAAUGUGUAUUUAUUAAACGUAAUUAUCUUA